Prunus avium (sweet cherry) is the source of this 403-nucleotide messenger RNA. Lineage: Eukaryota; Viridiplantae; Streptophyta; Magnoliopsida; Rosales; Rosaceae. The record is from RefSeq and is a predicted model, not a curated record.
AUUCCCUACUGCUUAAUAGCAUCCAAGAAAUUGGAGUUCGGGUAAGCUUUUGAAGGAGUUUAUGACAAUUUCUGGGAAACUACUGGAUGAUUCAUUUGCAGGAAUUACAGAGGAAGCUUUAUUAAAAUCUCUUGCACACUCACAUGAACUAAACUCUAUAGAUCUUGAUGACAUUCACCUUCCAAACUUGGCAAGACCGCCAAAGGCCUUCAGAGGAAUCCGCAAGAAGAGCUCUUCAUUGAAACGUUGGCUUGCUAAAUGCUCUGAUGAUUUGACUAAGAACGGACGGUACCAUGCUACUACUAGCCACCUCCGCAAGUACCUUGGAGGUUUUUUAAUUGUUUCAUACUUGGAUGUUAUUGAAGAGUCUGGUUACGAUGAUGCAUAUGUGAAGGAAGUUGAA